Molecule: messenger RNA, 2682 nt
Organism: Neltuma alba
Lineage: Eukaryota; Viridiplantae; Streptophyta; Magnoliopsida; Fabales; Fabaceae
Product: probable serine/threonine-protein kinase DDB_G0268876
Exons: 3
Coding region: 1-2682 (893 amino acids)
Biological process (GO): protein phosphorylation
Molecular function (GO): ATP binding; protein serine/threonine kinase activity
Source: RefSeq, a predicted model, not a curated record
AUGGAACAAUUCCGGCGAAUAGGAGAGGUCGUUGGAAGUUUGAAGGCUCUAAUGGUUUUGCGAGAUGAGAUUCAAAUCAACCAAAGUCAAUGUUGUUUGAUCCUUAAUAUCUUCGAUCUGGCAUUUGAAACCAUCGCAGAAGAGAUCAAGCAGAACCUUAUGCUGGAAGAGAGGAACACCAAAUGGAAACCCCUUGAAUAUCCUAUGAGAGAACUGUGUAGGGUGUUCAAAGACGGUGAACUUUACAUCAGGCAAUGCUUGGACUCUAAAGAUUGGUGGACCAAAGUCAUCUCACUUCAUCAAAACAAUGACUGUGUUGAGUUUCACAUACACAACUUGUUUUGUUAUUUCCCUGCUGUUAUUGAAGCUAUUGAAAUUGCUGGAGAGGUGGCUGGACACAACCACGAUGAGAUGACAAAGAAGAAAGUUAUGUUAACGAGGAAGUAUGAUAGAGAAUGGAAUGACCCUAAGCUUUUUCAAUGGAGAUUCGCAAAGCAGUAUUUGGUCUCUCGUGAAAUUAGCAAACAGUUGGAGAAUGCUUGGAGGGAAGAUCAAUGGAGACUCAUAGAAUCACUGAAGGAGAAGAAGACCUCUACUGGACUUGCUUUGACGAAGAACGAGCAUCGCCUUGCUAAUAUGUUAAUCAAGAAACUGCUAAAUGGGCCUGAGAAAUUGAACAAAAAACUUUUCCCCAGUUCAGUCCUGUUGGGGUCGAAGGAUUACCAAGUGAGACGAAGAUUGGGGCAGGGAAGAGAGUUUAAGGAGAUUCAAUGGAUGGGACAAAGCUUUGCCUUGAGACAUGUGAAUGGGGGGAUGCAAAUGUCAGAAGUAGAGAUUUAUACUCUGUUAUCAUUGUCUCACCCCAACAUAGUGCAACAUCUUUGUGGGUUUCAUGAUGAGGAGAAAAAGGAAUUCUUUCUUGUGAUGGAGUUAAUGAAUAAGGAUCUUGAUAGCUACAUAAGGGACAACUAUGGUCCAAGGAGACAGAUCUUGUUCUCUAUCCCUGUAGUGGUAGAUAUUAUGCUUCAAAUAGCAAGAGGCAUGGAGUACCUUCACUCCAAAAACAUAUAUCAUGGAGAUCUUAAUCCUUGCAAUAUCUGGCUCAAGCCAUGGAAUUCCCAAGAAGGCUAUUUUCAAGUAAAAGUAUCAGGCUUUGGUUCAUCCAUGAAGAUCAAUAAGGAUACUGCUCUUAGUCGAACCUCACCAUGCCAAAAUCCCCUUGAAGAGGAGAUCAAUCCUUGCAUUUGGUAUUAUGCCCCUGAAGUUCUAACUGAGCUGGAAUGUAAUAAGACUAAAGCGUCUAACUCUAGCUGUAAGUACUCUGAGAAAGCAGACGUCUACAGUUUCAGCAUGGUGUGCUUUCAGUUGUUGACAGGAAAAGUGCCUUUUGAAGGAGAUGGAUCAAGCCGAAAUAUAAAAGAAGGGGAAAGGCCACUCUUCCCGUACCCUUCGCCAAAAUAUGUUGUUAACUUAAUUAAGAAGUGCUGGCAAACUGACCCAAGCCUACGUCCUACUUUCUCCUCUAUUUGUAGGAUCUUACGCUCCAUAAAGAAAUUCCUAGCCAUCAAUACUGAGUUUCUUAUCAUCAAUCCUGAACUGAACCAGCUUGAAUUGACGUGCCCACCAGUGGAUUACUGUGACAUAGAAGCAUUUUUCCUGAAGAACAUCCAAACAGAGAAGUUAUCUCGUUUACCUAGCGUAUCUCAAAUCCCUUAUGAAAUGUUUGCUUAUAAGAUUGUUGAGAAAGAGAAGACUAAUGCAAGCAUGACUAGAGAUAAUAGCUCUGAGCCCUUGGGCAGCUCAAUCUCCUCGAGGGAUGACAAUGCCUCCACAUUGGAAGAUCCAGGCCCUCUUGCAACUGACAUGAAGUCAUCUUCUUCUGACUCACAAUCUAUUUGUUCAGAGGUGCAGGUCAAGAAAUCUGCAAGAAUAAAACACCAAACAGAAGAUGAAACCAAGAAAGAUCAAGUAACAUUUAGGUCACAGCCAUCAAGAUCCUUAGCAACAAAUCAACCCAACCACAAUUCACGGAUGAAGAGAGGGAGCCAAUUGCCAUCAAGCAUGGGAAGAAGGACUGCCCAGGUUCCAGACUUCAAGAACAACAAAGGGAGUAACUCAACACCAUUGACAAAAACCUCAAGUUCAGUUAGAAGAAUCAAACAUGGGCAAGUCGCUAGUCCGAAGAGCAUGUCAAAGACGAAAACUGGCAAUGAGUCACCAUUAACAAGACGUGGGCAUGUCUCCAAUUCCAAGAGCAGCCCACAUAUAAAGAAAGGGUAUGAGUCACCACUGAUAAGAAAUAGUCAUGCCUUGGUUUCUAAGACAGGUUUGAAGAUGAGAAAAGCGAAUGAAUCACCAUUAAUGGCGAACACAAGAACAUUAAGACAUUCCAAUUUGAAGACGACGAGUGGAAAUAUGUCACCUUAUGCGAUGAGUCCUUUCAGUUUCAACACAUGCUCGAGAAGACGUUGUCAAGUCUCGAAUCAUGAUCUUGCUUACGGGAUGGACAGAGCUGGAAGAAUAUCUCCAUUUGCGAUGAGCCCUUUAAGCUCAUAUGGAAGAGCCUAUGGUCACAUCUCUCAAUCUCAAAAAAAUUUAAGCAUGAAAAGAGCGAGCUUGUCUCCAUUGAAAUUAAGCCCUUUAAGUUCAUAUGCGCAAAGAAGUGGUCACAUCUCAGAUUAA